UGUGUGUGUGUGUGUGUGUGUGUGUGUGUGUGUGUGUGUGUGUGUGUGUGUGUGUGUGUGUGUGUGUGUGUGUGUGUGUGUGUGUGUGUGUGUGUGUGUGUGUGUGUGUGUGUGUGUGUAGUGGUGUAUACUAUACAGGAGGUGGAGAAGGGGGCGGCCCCUCGUUAAUGCCGUUGCCAAGGGAACGGCGUCACCCCGCCGGACUAUAAAGCUAAGGGACGCUGACGGCUCGGACAGUAGAGAGAGGAGACCCAACACACACGCACCUCUACACACACACAUACACCGGUACACACCCACACACUGCAACCACAUACACACUUACACACACACACACACUCACAACGCUACACUCACACAAACCACUACACACAGACACACACACACUCACACACACAGACCGCUACAGAAGUCCUCCAAUUCUAAAGUCGUCCGGAGUCCGCGCGCUCAGAAUGCGUUAUGACGUGCAGCCGCAGAACAGAGAGAGAGAGCAGCCAGAGGCCACGCCCCUCACAGCCACGCCCCUCAUAGCCACGCCCCAAAGACCUGCGAGCUACCAUGGCGACGGACAGCGGGUGUCGACCAAUAGCAGGGAGCGCUGGCGCCAGCAGAGCGUGGGCGGAGCCUUCUCCUCGCUGCGGGCGCUGCUGCCGGCCCACCCCCCCGACAGGAAGCUGAGCAAGAACCAGACGCUGCGCCUCGCUCUGCGCUACAUCCACUUCCUGUCCACACUCACCACAGAGGAGGGGGGGCGGAGCCCUAGUGACCAGGUGGGGGCGGGGGGGAGGAGCCUGAGUGACCAGCUGUGA
This is a messenger RNA of Gadus macrocephalus (Pacific cod), 809 nucleotides long. Its product is annotated as T-cell acute lymphocytic leukemia protein 2 homolog. The record is from RefSeq and is a predicted model, not a curated record. The transcript has 5 exons. Bases 453 to 809 code for a protein of 118 amino acids. Gene Ontology annotation, molecular function: RNA polymerase II cis-regulatory region sequence-specific DNA binding; DNA-binding transcription factor activity, RNA polymerase II-specific; protein dimerization activity. Gene Ontology annotation, biological process: regulation of transcription by RNA polymerase II. NCBI's taxonomy places the organism in Eukaryota, Metazoa, Chordata, Actinopteri, Gadiformes, Gadidae.